AUGUCCCCGCCGUCGGAAUCAACCGCCGGUGACAUCCUCCGUGAAGUCGAUCCAAGGAUCUGGCGUGCUUGUGCAGGCGCUUCUGUUCAGAUCCCUUCUCUCUAUUCUAGGGUUUAUUACUUCCCUCAAGGCCAUGUCGAACACUGUUGCGCUUCAUCGCCUCUCAUCUCUUUUUCCUCUACCCCUCCUGUUCCAUGUCUCGUCUCUUCCAUCGAAUUACUCGCCGAUCCGAUCACUGACGAGGUUUUCGCUCAUCUCGUCCUUCAACCGAUGGCUCCUGAGCACUUUAUCCCUACUAAUCUCUCUAAAUUUGGGAGAUAUGAAGGCGAUGUUGAGGAGAAUAAGGUUAUUACCUUCGCUAAGAUUCUGACUCCUUCCGAUGCUAACAAUGGUGGUGGAUUCUCUCUACAUGACACCGAUUCAGUCUUAAGGACAAUGAUGGACUCUCUCUACAUGACACCGAUUCAGUCUUUCCUCCGCUCGAUUUUAAAGGCGACCUCCGUAGAAAGUAGUAUUAAUGACACACGUGCGGUGGAUUCCAUCAAUCGCUCCAUUAAAACCUUUCUAAAAACACCCAAUAUUAGGACCACUAUCAACAAAACGAAUCUUAUAUGA
Messenger RNA from Microthlaspi erraticum, 615 nucleotides. The record is from the annotation of a GenBank genome assembly. Lineage: Eukaryota; Viridiplantae; Streptophyta; Magnoliopsida; Brassicales; Brassicaceae.